Molecule: messenger RNA, 3147 nt
Organism: Astyanax mexicanus (Mexican tetra)
Lineage: Eukaryota; Metazoa; Chordata; Actinopteri; Characiformes; Acestrorhamphidae
Product: von Willebrand factor A domain-containing protein 7-like
Exons: 15
Coding region: 33-2492 (819 amino acids)
Source: RefSeq, a predicted model, not a curated record
UGUUUUCUUAUUUUUUUUCAGGAGCUCUAAUCAUGUUCAGCUUCACCGUGUUCCUCCUGCUGGUCCUCACGGCUCAGACCAGGAUUCAGGCUUUUAAUAUUAAAAAAUCCGGCUCCUCCAACACCCACCAGAACAUCACCCUCACCGCCAUCCUGCAGAAAUCAGCAGAGGUGUGUCAGGUGGUGGUUCUGAAGCAGGGGAAUUACUUCGUUCAGCCGAAAGCCCUGACUGAGGUGUCUGUAGCAGAAGCCUGUCGCUCUCCUUAUUCAGCCUCCACCCUGAAAUCAGCCAUCGGACAGAUACAGGACAGAAACGCCUGGGUGGACAUCAGCCUUGUGCACAUUGCAUCACAGUACCACUUUCACAACGAGAACUUCGAGCAAGGACGCAGCGUUAUCCUGCAGGGGGCUGCGCUGGUGAGAGCAUGCAUGAAGCAGAAGAACUACGAAUCUGCACGACUUCAGCUGGGAGAGACCAUGCACACUCUACAGGAUUUCUACAGUCACAGUAACUGGAUCGAGCUGGACAACAAAAUUCCAUACCCAAACCUCAUAAAUCCCUACCUGCUUCUCGACAGCCUUGCAGACAACAAGACAGCGACGUGCAGCAGCUGCACUGUUAACUGCACCAACAACAUCCUGGAUACAGUCAUCAAACAGAGGAAACUAACAUCUGGAUAUUACAUUCCUCCCAAACCUGCAGGGAAGUGCAGUCAUGGAGGAACGUUGGACGUGACGAGUCUCUUAGAUCCAACAGGCGGCAUCAACAAGGACGACCAGCAGUCCCCCCACGGCAGCCUCCACCUACAGGCAGCGGACGUAGCGACAGCUGCCACCAGGGACCUGCUGGAGGACAUCAGGAGGACAACUACAGACACUGAGUUCCUCAGACUGAUGGGAAUCACGUCCUCCAGCUCAGUGCUGUGUAUUGUGAUUGAUACUUCAGCGAGUAUGGCUAAAGAUAUUGAUGAAAUUAAGCGCAUCACUAACUUCAUCAUCGACAGCAGGCAGGGCACUGCAGACCAACCCUCCACCUACAUCCUGGUCCCGUUCAACAGCACAGUAUACGGAAAUGUGACGAAAAUGACGGACCCGGAUAAGUUUAAAAGUGAAGUGAAGAAACUUUCAGCUGGUGGAGAGGGAAGCCUCCUGAGAUACAGUCUGUCUGCGCUGUGGCUGGCUCUUGCAGCAGCACCGUCAGGGUCUGAGAUCUUCCUCUUCACUGAUGCAGGACCAGCACUAACAGACAUCCUGCUGAAGAGCACGAUAGAGGCAAUGAUCGAGAGCACAAAGUCCACGGUGAACUUCAUUCUGACCAAUCCUCUGACCAACCUGACCUCCAUCGUCCCGAACCCUGUGAACCUGCUGUAUCAGCAGAUAGCCGAGGCCUCGGGAGGACACUUCAUCGAGGUCUCUAAAGAACGACUGCCCAACGCUACCAGCCUGAUUACCAACUCAACCAUCUCCGGCCUGGUGAACAUAUUCUACGUGGUGAAGGGCAGCGGGGGGGCGGGUCAGUACACCAUCUUGGUGGACCCCACUGUGACGAACCUGACCUUCUACAUCACAGGAAGUUUAACAGUGUUCACCAUCACAUCUCCCUCUGGUCAGAUUCAGGCCAGUCUGCAGUCAGAAGGUUCACUGGGAAUAAUUGAAACUGUGGCCAACCUGCAAACAGUGAGAAUCAACUCCUCCAACCCAGCGGGAAACUGGACCCUCAACAUCGCCUCACUACUGUCCUGCACUAUCAAAGUCACCGGUAAAAGUCCAAUAAACUUCAAGUUUGAUUUGGUGGACAUCGCCAAUAUCCCCUUACCGAACUCGGGCUACUCCGUGUCUCAAACCAGACCUUCUACAGAUGGAAGUUUUACUCUGCUGGUGUCGUUGCUGGGCUCGGGGUCGGGUCUGAUCUCAGAACUGGUUCUGGUGGACUCGUCGGGCUCCGGGCUCUAUAAAGGCAGUCUGGAGGAUCAGGGCAGUGGAGAUUAUCUGGUGACGGUGGAAACAGCGCCGAAGGGAGAUUUCUACAUACGGAUCACCGGCCAGUUCAACUCCUCCACCAGCUCCAAAUUCCAGAGACAGUCCUCCACCCGAUACAGAGCCUCCACCAUCUCCAUCACUGUUUUGAGAAACACCACGUUGUCUGCAGGGCAGAUUUUCACCGUUGGGUUCGUUCUGAAGACAAGCACAAAUACGAAAAGCUUCCUCACCUACGUCAAAAACACCGGCCAGGACCUCAUGCUGUUCUCCCCCAUCCUGCCGGCGGUCAAUGGAUACUCCGCCGGCGUCGUGGUGUUCAACGUCUCGGCUAACGCCACGGCCGGAACCGAGCACGUCCUCACCAUCGCCGUGACGGAUCAGGAGCUAACCACCACCAACUACGUCUUCCUGAGACUCGCCGUGUCCGCCGCAGUGGCGCCCCCUGCUGGCCUGGAGCUCAGUCUGUGGCUCAGUGGACUAACUCUACUCAUCAGUAGCUUUACACUCAGCUAGGAGGUUCUGACUGCGUCACAGUUCUGUACUUAAGCAAUAAUACACUCGAGGUUCGUGCUAUAAUAUGUAAUAUUGGCAAUGCAGUGCUGCGGUCAUAGGCGCAGUGCCAAUAUUACAGGUUAUAGCACAAACCUCGAGUGUAUUAUUGUGAUUAUAUCACAGUUCAUUGUUCAAUAUCACUGAUUAUUGAAAGAUUCUAAAGAGUUAAAGAGGAGGAGAAAGAGGAGGAUCUGUUGGUUAUAAAAACUCCAUCAGUUAAAAUAGUUCCAUUGCUGCUCUGUUUGUAGUUUGGUUUGUAAGCGCUGCAUCCUUGCUAGGUUACCUGUACUGUAUGUGGCAGUAUAGUAAUACAUGGAGAGCUUCAGUUACAGUGCAUUACUGGCUGAUAACGGUACUCAUAGAAAGCCUCUCAGCCAAUCACAUCGCUGGGUCAGAACUAACUGUGGUGUGAAAGCAUUUAUAUGGCAUAUAAAAAUUGUCUCCCCGGGAGACACCUCAUUGGUGUUACCAUACAGCAAAAAAAAAAAAAAAAACAUAUUUUUAUAUAAGAAAUUAAAACCACACUGAUGCAUCAUUUUACUUCUAUUUCUAUAUAAUAUCUGAAGAUCUGUGAAGUAAAGCAGAGUGUAAAUCCACUGUCUUUAAUAAUAUUUUC